Molecule: messenger RNA, 2934 nt
Organism: Camellia sinensis
Lineage: Eukaryota; Viridiplantae; Streptophyta; Magnoliopsida; Ericales; Theaceae
Source: RefSeq, a predicted model, not a curated record
AUGACCCAAGGUCAUGUUCUCAACCCCAUUGCCCAGAUAGAGCUUCAAGCUUUUUCGGAUCAACUUCCACUCCUUCAUUGGUACAAAAUUUCCUUGGCUGCCAGUGACUCUUUGGACGAAAUCACAACCAAUCGAAUUCAAACUCAAUACAAAGCAGAGAACCUUAUUGAAGAAUAUGAUGACUUCAAGAAUAAGGAUUCAAUAUAUUGGGAUGAUUUAAAUAUGGACGAAAUGGAGCAAGGCUUGAAAGAGACAGAGUUCGAGAAAGCUUCUUCCUCCUUGAAAGUACCAGUUGUGGAGUGUGUGAGCCCAUCCGUAGCUUUGAAGAGGAUUAUCAUUGAAGAAUGUGAGAAGUACAAAGCUGGCGAACAAAGUGCUAUCAAUGGGCGCAUUUUCAUUCCCCGUCGCCACGAGCAACAAGAAUAUGUGCUUGGGCCCAUUUUUAAGGAGGCCCCUACUCAGCUUCUUGCUUUAUACCCACGUUUAGAGGAUCACUGCCUCCUCUAUGAAGCUCCUACUCAUGCUACCGCAAGGACUAUUCAUGCUGCCCCAUCUCCUCCUCCUGGAGUUACUAGAGCUGCUUCGAAGAAAGGAGCCUCACAGGAGGACUUUCCUCAGAGAGUUCAAGCCUUGGAUAUCCUCAAAGGCAAGCAGCAACAACAGAGGAAGAGAAAACUUCUGCUUGACCCUGAAGAGAAGACAACUGAGGUUUCCAUAAAAGAGGAAGAAGCAGAGAAAGAGAAAGAAACACUGUUCUCCAAGAUUCUGGUAGAUUGCUUCAAGCUCUUGCGUGGUUAUUUCAAGUUGGGUAUUGUAAGAGUACUGAUUGACAAAGGCCUUAGCCAACUCUUCCUACUUCUGCUUCACUUUAUCCUCCAACUUGGCGUACCAAGUGUGCUCAUACAUCAUAGCCGCAACACUGCUCAGAAACAGUGGGAUGAAACACUGGUAUUAGUACUGGGCGGAAUAGGACGACUUCUACGAUCUUUCUUUCCUUUCCUUAGAAGUUUGAGCAAUUUUUGGUCCGGAUGGGAAUCAUUGCUUCUUUUCGUUAAGAAUAGCAUUUUACAUGGUAGUAAAGAGGUUGCUCUUGCAGCAAUAAAUUGCUUACAGUCCACGGUCAUUUCUCAUUCUCCUAAGGGAAACUUGCCAUUGGAUUACCUGAAAUCAGUUCUUGAUGUUUAUGAGCUUGUUCUUCAGAAUUCAGAAAACUAUGGUGAUAAUGCAGCCAGCAAGGUGAAACAAGAGAUUUUACAGGGUCUUGGAGAAUUAUAUGAGCAAGCACAAGCGAUGUUUGACAAUGCCAUGUACACACGGUUACUAGCAAUCGUACAUAUGGCAGUCAAACAAGCCAAGUUUACAAAUUACCACUUUGAAGCAGAAUUUGGACAUGUUCCACCUGUGCAGCGUACUGUUCUGGAAAUCUUACCGCUGUUACAUCCGGCAGAGCAUCUUUCGUCAAUGUGGUCUUUCUUUCUAGGGGAACUUUUGCAUUACCUUCCAUUUUCUGAUUCUUCAGUACAGAGUGUAGAGGACAAGACAGAGCAAACCAGCACUGCACAUCAUAUUCACGACAAUAAUAAGAUGAUAAAGCCUGAGGUUCCUGAUGGGAUUGAUCUCAUAUCCCCAAACACUUCUACGACAGCUGGCAUCUCAAGCUAUCUGCUUGCUGAGAAGCUUGUUCCUGUUCUUGUGGAUCUUUUCUUACAGGCUCCUGCAAUAGAAAAGUAUAAUAUUUUUCCUGAAAUUGUUCAAGGUCUUGGAAGAUGUAUGACUACAAGAAGAGACAACCCUGAAGGUGGGCUUUGGAGAUUAGCUGUUGAAGGCUUCAACCGUAUUCUUGUUGAUGAUGUCAGCAAAUUAACAACAAAUUGUGGGCCAGACACAACUGUUAGUAGACCUGCAAGAAUACGUAUCUGGAAAGAAGUUGCAGAUGUUUAUGAAAGAUUCCUAGUGGGCUACUGCGGACGAGCCCUCCCUUCAAAUUCUAUGUCAGCUACAGUGCUCAAGUCUGAUGAGUCUCUUGAGAUGAAUAUUUUAGACAUUUUGGGUGACAAGAUUCUGAAGUCGGAAAUUGAUGCGCCAUCUGAUAUUUUGCGACGACUAGUUUUGACCAUGGACCGUUGUGCAUCGCGAACAUGCUCUCUGCCUGUUGAAACUGUGGAGCUCAUGCCUUCCCACUGUAGCAGAUUCUCUUUGACUUGCUUGCAGAAGCUAUUUUCACUAAGCAGUUGCAACAAUGAUGUCAGUUGCCACAACUUGGCUGGAUCUGAAGUUAACAAAAUUUCGAUCAUGAUACUCCUGACAAGGUGUGAAGACAUCUUGAGAAAAUUUCUGAUUGACGAGAAUGACUUGGGUGGCCAUCAAUUGCCAACAGCAAGACUUGAAGAAAUAAUAUUUGUCCUUCAAGAGCUGGCUCGUCUGGUAAUACAUUCAGAUACAGCAUCCGUUCUUCCAUUACAUCCAUAUUUGAAAGGAGGCCUUACAAAGGAGAAUCACAACAAGCGUCCACAUCUGUUUGUUCUGUUUCCGUCUUUUUGUGAGCUUGUUAUAUCCAGGGAAGGUAGAGUAAGAGAGCUAGUUCAGGUAUUGCUUAGACUCAUCAGUACGGAAUUGGCGCUGGAUAAAAUUAACCUAAGCUAGUUGAAUCACACGGAAAAAAGCUCUCUGUCGAUCCAUUCAAGUUCUGUUUGUCCAUACAAGGUUUUAGUUGAGGAAAUUUUUCUCUUCCUCCAAUUUUCAUUGUUUAUUAUACAGUUGUCUGUACAUUAAAAUUAUUUUUUUUUAAUUGUUUUAUAACUGUUCGAAAAGUUACCUCAGGGCAAUUAUUUUGUGGUAUUUUAUAAUUGAAUCAGUUUUUUGACCUGUUAACAGUUCCAGUGAAUCAAAAUGUGAACUAUUCUUUUGAUAUGGAAUGGAAAAUAUGUUCUUGAA